CGUGUUGUAUGAGAGGUGAUAAUACAAACCCAAUGAAAAUUUAAUGUACAAAAAUAUAUUUGGCGUUAUUAAAACAGAAUAUUAGUGAAUGGUCGUCACGAAACUGAUUAUUAUUUGUAAAAUGUCACCAAGACCAGUCAGCGGCCAUUUGUGUGCCGGUGACACCUGCUCGUCUCAACACUUCCGUGAACAAGAAGACUUCAAAGAAGACACCGACAAAAUGGAAGAACUGGACCAUGAAGAGGCUGAUAACAAUCCAAAUUUUGCUGUCAAAUUUAAAAAUACUGUGAAAAACAUGGCCAAUUAUUUGAAGUCUGAUGGAAAUCGGGCCACGAUUUGUGGAGCAAGUUCAACAGCUCAACCUGAGAAUGAUGCUAAUGCAGGUACAAGUGAUGGUGAUGAUGGAAGUACACGUGAAGGUCAUCUUCCGAAAUGUAAAGGUUUAAGACUUGGAGAUGACUCGGAUAUUAUGAGCGUGGUAUCUAUUACUCAAGAUCACAUUGAUAAGCAACUCCAAUGUAGUGUUUGCUUGGAGGAGUACAAAAUGGAUGACGUCGUGGUCAAAUUGCUUUGUGACCAUGUAUUUCAUUAUAAAUGCGUCAUUUAUUGGAUUCUUUUGCACGGUACGUGUCCGGUCUGUCGCAAAUAUUUCUGCGCCGGCGAGCUCCAUUUGCCGCAAGAGGAGGAAGGCCACGUCGAGCCUACACUAUCCUUGAGGCAACGCGUGUUCCGGACCCUUCGUUCGCCACUGGUGUACUUCUUUCCAAGUCUCAGCCCCCCGCCCGUUGUCUCUCGGAAUACUCCGUUGUACAGAUUGGUGCGUGCGGAAGAAGUGCAUUCAGUAGAUACGGUUAACCGAGCAAUGAACGAAACCCGUGAUAUGAGCGAAGAUUACAUCUUUUAUCACGUCAUGUAUAUCAUGCGGAACACGCAAAACGAACGUCGCCGUCGUCCGUUCAACUUAGAGGAUGAUCCCGUAGCCAUGCGCAUACGCAAACGCUUCAGCCGCUUGCAACGCAUGGAACACGAGUAUGCCCAGAUCUCACAGAACUCGGAGGACCCACAGAACCCGCAAGAGCCACAGAACCCGCAAGAACCGCAGGACCCGCAAGAGCCGCAGGACCCACAGGGCCCACAGAACCCGCAACCGGAACAAUUGUUGUUCGAGUUCCCGUCGGAUGUUGUCACGGCCGAGUACCUGGGCCAUUACUGAGCCUGCGAACAGCAGCCGUAGUUAGUCGCUCGCCGGACAGCGGCAGAGUAUAGCACGAUAGUAACAAUAGUAGUCUGCAAGAUCGUUAGUCGACGUACCGCGUGUACGUUAUAGUGUGUAGUAAUGUUUUAGCGUACGUGUUCAAUACACGUGAUGUUAGUGAUGAACAAAGUUCAUCUGUAGU
Messenger RNA from Melanaphis sacchari, 1397 nucleotides. RefSeq lists its product as uncharacterized. Lineage: Eukaryota; Metazoa; Arthropoda; Insecta; Hemiptera; Aphididae. The record is from RefSeq and is a predicted model, not a curated record. The transcript is spliced from 6 exons. The coding region runs from base 89 to 1213 and encodes 374 amino acids.